Molecule: messenger RNA, 537 nt
Organism: Ostreococcus lucimarinus CCE9901
Lineage: Eukaryota; Viridiplantae; Chlorophyta; Mamiellophyceae; Mamiellales; Bathycoccaceae
Exons: 1
Coding region: 1-537 (178 amino acids)
Source: RefSeq, a predicted model, not a curated record
AUGCGCGCGACAAAUGCUGAGUUGAAGACACGGUUGGAUGCUUUGAAUACCACGGACGUAGAGAUGAAAGCCAAAGACACCGAGUUGAGCGGGCGAAUUGAUGCCUUGAACGCCACGGAUACAGAAUUGAAGACCGCGGAUGCGUUGCUGGGGAGCAGAAUUGAUGCCCUGAAUACGACAGACGCGGCGUUGAAAGCCGAGGAUGCGAAUCUGUCGAACAGAAUCGACAUCCUGAACGCCACCGACGCUGUACUGAAGGGCGUGGACGACGGCUUGUCGAGCCGCAUCGACGCCCUGACGAACAUUUACGUCAACGAGCUCAAUCUCACGGACGAGCAGCUCAUCGUCACCGACGCGACGCUUGGCUCGCGCAUCGACAGGUUGAACGAGACGCAGUACGAGCUCAAGGGCAUGGACGCGGGUUUAUCGAUUCGAAUCGACGCGCUCGACGACUCGAAAGCCGAGCUGCAGCGCGUGGAUACCGAAGUCGCCGCGGUCAUAGCGUCUUUGAACACCAUGGGUGAGGAGCUCAAGUAG